Oncorhynchus gorbuscha (pink salmon) is the source of this 5928-nucleotide messenger RNA. Its product is annotated as phospholipid-transporting ATPase IF-like. Lineage: Eukaryota; Metazoa; Chordata; Actinopteri; Salmoniformes; Salmonidae. The transcript is spliced from 29 exons. The record is from RefSeq and is a predicted model, not a curated record. Bases 335 to 3706 code for a protein of 1123 amino acids. Gene Ontology annotation, cellular component: recycling endosome; endoplasmic reticulum; plasma membrane. Gene Ontology annotation, biological process: phospholipid translocation. Gene Ontology annotation, molecular function: ATP hydrolysis activity; ATP binding; magnesium ion binding.
GCUGCUACGUCGACAGGAGAGCCACAGAGCUGAAAACCGAUUGCUCGAGCUUCGCAGAGAGGGAUGUAGCUGGGCAGGAAGCGCACAGCACAGGACACUCACUAGACGUACUUCGUAGCUGUCAGAAUAUAGCUCAGUGUGUCAGUCACAUCAGAAAUAUUACUUCACGUCAUGGGAGAGAUCAUAUUUGAUCAUAUAAUCACACAGCCUGGAUGUUUUGUGUAACGGACACAAGAAGACGUGCCUGUAAAAGGAAUUAUUUAUGGUUUGGGAAGGUUUUAUGGGAGUAGCUAGCUAGCAACUUUGCUGGCUCGUCGGAGGACAUUUUGCAAGGAUGCUACGGUGGAUAAGGCAACAGCUGGGCUUUGACCCUCCCCAUCAAAGUGACACCAGAACGGUUUACAUCGCAAACCGCUUUCCUCAACAUGGCCAUUAUGUCCCUCAGCGGUUUGCAGACAACAGAAUCAUAUCAUCGAAGUACACCGUUUGGAAUUUUGUUCCCAAAAACCUGUUUGAACAGUUCAGAAGAAUAGCCAAUUUUUAUUUUCUCAUCAUAUUCCUGGUUCAGCUAAUGAUAGACACCCCCACUUCCCCUGUCACCAGCGGACUUCCUCUGUUCUUUGUCAUCACAGUAACUGCCAUCAAACAGGGCUAUGAGGACUGGCUGAGGCACAAGGCGGACAACGAGGUGAACGGGGCGCCUGUGUUUGUGGUGCGCAGUGGCAGCCUUGUGCAGACCCGCUCAAAGAACAUCCGAGUGGGGGACAUAGUCCGGGUGGCCAAAGAUGAGACGUUCCCAGUGGACCUGGUCCUCUUAUCAUCAGACCGAGCUGAGGGGACAUGUCACAUCACCACCACCAGCCUGGACGGAGAGACUAAUCUAAAGACCCACUACUCUGUGCCGGAGACGUUGGUGUCUCAGUCGGUGUCCAGGCUGGAGGCCCUACAUGCUGUGCUGGAGUGUCAGCAGCCAGAUGCAGAUCUGUACAGGUUUGUCGGGCGAAUAACAGUAACACAACAGGGAGAAGAGAUUGUAAGACCCCUUGGACCAGAAAACCUACUGCUUCGGGGAGCAAGACUAAAAAAUACCAAAGAAAUUUUUGGUGUGGCAGUUUACACUGGGAUGGAGUCCAAGAUGGCCCUGAACUACAAGUGCAAAUCCCAGAAGCGCUCUGCAGUGGAGAAGUCCAUGAACACCUUUCUGCUCAUAUACCUGGGCAUCCUGCUGUUUGAGGCGAUCCUCAGCACCAUCCUGAAGUACGCCUGGCAGGCUGAGAACAAAUGGGACGAGCCCUUCUACAACCAGAAGACGGAGCAGGAGAGAAACAGCAGCCAGAUCCUGAAGUUCAUCUCUGAUUUCCUGGCAUUUCUGGUUCUCUACAACUUCAUCAUCCCCAUCUCGCUCUACGUCACUGUGGAGAUGCAGAAGUUCUUGGGCUCGUUUUUCAUUGGCUGGGACUUGGACCUCUAUCAUGAGGAGAGUGACCAGAUGGCUCAGGUCAACACAUCCGAUCUGAACGAGGAGCUGGGACAGGUAGAAUACGUAUUUACGGAUAAAACCGGCACCCUGACGGAGAACGAGAUGCUCUUCCGUGAAUGUUCAAUCAACGGUAUCAAAUAUCAGGAAAUCAAUGGAAAGCUUGUACCUGAGGGAAUGACGGAUGACUCGCCUGACCGAUCUGUGUCUCCUCUGAGUCGGGAGGAGUUGCUGUUCCUAAAGGCAGUGUCGCUGUGUCACACAGUACAGAUCAGCUACGAGCAGCCAGGCGACUGCCCGGGGGAUCCCUUCUCCCACGCUAAUGGCUUCUCCUCCCAGAUGGAGUACUAUGCCUCCUCGCCGGACGAGAAAGCACUGGUGGAAGCCACGAAAAGGAUGGGGGUAACCUUCAUUGGUAGCCACGGAGAAACUAUGGAAAUAAAAACAUUUGGAAAGCCAGAAAAGUUUAAACUACUCCAUGUACUAGAAUUUGAUGCAAACAGAAGGAGAAUGAGUGUCAUAUUACAGACACCCACAGGGGAAAAAGUACUAUUUACAAAGGGAGCGGAGUCAGCUAUUCUUCCUUUUACUACAAGUGGAGAAAUCAACAAAACAAGAGUACAUGUAGAUGAAUUUGCCUUGAAGGGCCUGCGGACGUUGGUGGUGGCCUGCAGACACUUCAGUGUGGAGGAGUAUGAGGACGUAGACCAGCGGCUCCACAAGGCCCGCACGGCCCUGCAGCAGAGAGAGGAGAGGCUGGCCGAAGUCUUUAGCUUCAUAGAGAAGGACCUGGAGCUGCUGGGAGCCACCGGGGUGGAAGACAAGCUGCAGGAGAAGGUCCAGGAGACCAUUGAGGCGCUGCGCCUGGCUGGGAUCAAGGUGUGGGUGCUGACCGGGGACAAGCACGAGACAGCGGUCAGUGUCAGCCUCUCCUGCGGCCACUUCCACCGCACCAUGAACAUCCUGGAGCUGGUGCAGCAGAAGUCUGACAACGAGUGUGCCGAGCAGCUCCGACAACUGGCAAGGAGGAUCAAAGAGGACCAUGUGAUCCAACAUGGCCUGGUGGUGGACGGGGCCAGCCUGUCUCUGGCACUGCGGGGGCAUGAGAAGCUCUUCAUGGAGGUGUGCAAGAACUGCUCUGCCGUGCUCUGCUGCCGGAUGGCGCCCCUGCAGAAGGCCAAGGUGGUGAGAUUACUGAAAACAUCUCCAGAGAAACCCAUCACUUUAGCUAUUGGGGAUGGAGCCAAUGAUGUCAGCAUGAUUCAAGAAGCCCAUGUUGGCAUAGGAAUUAUGGGCAAGGAGGGAAGACAAGCAGUACAAAACAGUGACUAUGCAAUAGCGAGGUUUAAAUUCCUUUCCAAAUUGCUGCUUGUCCAUGGCCACUUCUACUACAUUAGAAUAGCAACCCUUGUACAGUACUUUUUUUACAAGAAUGUGUGCUUUAUUACGCCCCAGUUUUUAUACCAGUUCUUCUGUCUGUUUUCACAACAAACUCUGUAUGACAGCGUCUACCUGACACUCUACAACAUCUGUUUCACCUCUCUGCCCAUACUGGUGUACAGCCUGUUUGAGCAACUGGUCCAUCCUCAUGUGCUGCAGAGUAAGCCAGUGCUCUACAGAGACAUCAGCAAGAACUCUCUCCUCUCCUUCAAGACCUUUUUGUACUGGACACUGCUGGGCUUCUGCCAUGCAUUUGCCUUCUUCUUUGGUUCCUACAUCCUGAUGGGGGAGGACACGUCUCUCAUGGGGAAUGGACAGAUGUUUGGAAACUGGACAUUUGGCACUUUGGUAUUCACAGUAAUGGUCAUCACUGUUACACUGAAGCUGGCCUUGGAGACCCACUUCUGGACGUGGAUGAAUCACUUUGUUACCUGGGGCUCCAUCGCUUUCUACUUCAUCUUCUCCCUUUUUUAUGGGGGAAUCAUCUGGCCUUUCCUCCAUACCCAGGACAUGUACUUUGUCUUCGUCCAGUUGCUGUCCAGCGGCUCUGCCUGGUUCGCAAUCAUCAUCAUCAUCAUCACCUGCCUUUUCCCUGACAUCAUCAAGAAGGUGUUCUACAGGCACCUCCAGCCCACCAGCACCCAGAAGUCUCAGAUGGAAGAGGAUAAGAGUUCAGUCAGCUCAGAAUAUGACUCUGCUGAAAGCUGGAGCCGAGGGGAGGACAAUUGGCAACUGCUAGCUGCUUCUCCUCCCCCCGCCCAAGGCCCAGCCCUAUGCUCCCCUAGGUAGUAGUCCUACUCCUUCCCUGGCCCAGCCAGGCGUCUGUGUGUGUAGGUCCUCUCCUGAACUACCAUUGUCCACCCAUCCCCAUAUAGCCCCCCCCCACACACAUUAACCAGAGCCAUCCCUCCUAGAGACUUUAGCUGGGAUCCUAUCAGGGCAUGAUCACCCUGGGUGGUGGGAGAAUGCUGGCACGUUUGUUUAACUGUCCUCUCGAUGUCGUCCCCGUUCGUUCUCCUGUCUGUCUGGAUACUACAGCAUUCUGCCCUGUGUGAUAACAAAACCCAACCUCAAUUAAUCAUGAUUUGUGUCAUUGAUCACCUCUCUGUCUGUGUAUGUAAGCAAUAAUGUUUAUGCAUGUUUUAUUUGCCCAAAUGCCUUUAAACCAGCAAAAGACUGAAGCUCAUUGUUUCAAACAAACCAUAUUUUUCAUUUCAAUAUGUAAUAAUCCUACCAGCAUAUGGCAAAAUUAUUGUUCUGUCAUUUUUUUUCUUUGGCUUGUUCUUUAGAUUAAAUGUAUUUUUUUGUUCUUUUUUGGUGUUCCCUGUCCUUUAACUUUCAUAUACCUCAUCCCUGACUUAAUUUAAUCAAAUCAAUGGCAAGGUUACUAUUUCACCUCAUUAUUAACAAAGAUUAUGAUUGUCAAUAGAUCAAAUGUAUCUCAUUGUAUUUCACAUGAAUGUUACCAAUAUCACCUUAGUCGAACUCCUAUCUAUUCCUGAUUUAGUAUUUUUGGUCUGUUUUUGGUGGGUUCUACAUGUUAUUGAUGGCUUCUAUGUUGUUGAUGGGUCUAGCUAGCUGACAAUUGUGUAGUUCUGUGUGACUGGUAUGAUUUUCCUGUUUGUGCUAACACAAGGUGUUAAUUUACAGGGGCGGUAAAUCACGUAGGAAAUGAUUGGGGGGGCAGCUGAUUUAAACUAACUGUCCAGUGAAAAUGUAACUUUUAAAAGCUCAUCUGUUAACUCCUACCCAAAUAAUGUUGUUGACUCGUCCUGUUCUCAUAUUUGUGGCCAAAGCAUGCAUUUCAGAGAAAAAAAACUCUUUACUUGUAUCUCAAAAGGUAUUGCUAUUUCCUCAUAGAGGAUGAUGUCAUGUUUUUGGCCAAGAUGGCUCAUUGGCUAAGUUGGCCAAUCAGUGUUUUACUUGUCAUGAGUAUUUGUAUUGACCAGUAUACGCCCACACCAUUCAAAUAUAGAAAAACAGCUUUUUUUAACACAAAUAAUUUCUUCCAAAAAUGGGAAUUAAUUAAUAUUGUAAUUUCAUUAUAGGUCAUAUUUCAUAAAUGUGGAAUCACUGGACAGCUACUUUAACUGUCAAUCAUCACCACCUCCAACCAUGUUAGAGGGAUUCCCUAGCGACAGGUCAAGGUGGAAACAUGAAGGAUUUUUGUGUAAUUGGCCUUGUACAGUGUUGAUGAUGAGAAGAAUAUCAAUAUCACCUGAACUUGCUUGCCAGUUUUUCAUACAGUUAUGAUUCGGAGGACAGUGUGUAAUGUAAGAUACAGUAGAAUGAUACAUUCAUGACAAUGUAGCCUAAUACCUAUUUGGUUUAGUCUUCUUACCACUGUUUCUGCUGCUGUUGCAAAUAUGCAGUAGUUUCUGAGUGGUGGGGAGAGGGGGGAAUUGAGCGUUGUAACCUCAAACCAGUGUCGAUAGUCUUGGGAUGUGUUCAGGUCUGCCUCUGCAGCAGUGCUCUGCGCAAUGAGUGCUUACUCAGGAAAAUGAAGAGUUUGCUGUAAGAGAUCAGAGCAGUCUAUGAAGCGACUUUCCUACACAUAAGGCAAUGCAUUUUAAAUGCGCAAAAUUCUCUGCCUUCGCCAUUCAUUUGCAUCUGUAGAUUGUCUUUUGUUUGCGAGUGAAUCGCCAUUAUAUAUCAUUAUGUGGAACUGAGCCGACUUAUUUUUAAGCACACGUUACACUGACAUAACUCUGUAACUACUGUGUGAUUUGAUUACAUGGACAGGCUUGCCUUGGCAAAUACUGCAUUGUUUAUCACUUUUAAAUUUAUUGAUUCAAGUCUUUAUUUGAUUGAUUUUCACCUCCCCAGCUUUACUGUGUACAUUUGUGUCUGACACCUUGUACAUCACCCACCCUUAUUGUUGUGAAGAGCUCAGAAUCCCCAACACCCCCUCCUUGCUCCCUCGACUGUUGCCUUCUGGAUAGUGGUUUGACCUUUUUAUGUGCUGAUUGUAAUAUUCUCUUGUGCUCUGCCACCUGUCAUCUCCCCUCCCU